UUAUUUAUUUUGUCUCUGUAGGAAACACGCUCUGAACUGUCACCGCAUGAAACCUGCGCUCUUCAACGUGCUGUGUGAGAUUAAAGAGAAAACAGUGUUGAGUAUCCGUGGUGCGCAGGAUGAGGAGCCUCCCGAUCCUCAGCUCAUGCGACUGGACAACAUGCUCUUAGCGGAGGGCGUGUCUGGACCCGAGAAAGGAGGCGGGGCUUCAGCGGUCGCCGCGGCCGCCGCGGCCGCAGUAGGAGGAACCGGAAACGACAACUCGGUGGAACAUUCAGACUACAGAGCCAAACUGUCUCAGAUACGACAGAUCUAUCACACGGAGCUGGAGAAAUACGAACAGGCGUGUAAUGAGUUUACGACCCACGUGAUGAACCUGUUGAGAGAACAGUCUCGCACACGUCCCAUUUCACCCAAAGAGAUCGAGCGCAUGGUCAGCAUCAUCCACCGCAAAUUCAGCUCCAUACAGAUGCAGCUCAAACAGAGCACGUGCGAAGCCGUCAUGAUCCUGCGCUCACGCUUCCUCGAUGCCAGACGAAAGCGACGGAACUUCAACAAACAGGCCACAGAGAUCCUAAACGAGUAUUUUUACUCACACCUCAGUAACCCAUAUCCCAGUGAGGAAGCGAAGGAGGAACUGGCCAAGAAAUGUUCCAUCACCGUCUCCCAGGUGUCGAACUGGUUUGGGAACAAACGGAUCAGAUACAAGAAGAACAUUGGAAAAUUCCAGGAGGAAGCGAACAUGUACGCUGCCAGAACAGCCGUGAACGCAGCCAGUGCUUCUGCUCAGGGCAGCCAGGCCAACUCGCCCUCCACGCCCAACUCCGCCGGUUCUGCUGCAUCUUUUAACAUGUCUCACUCCGGCGAUUUGUUCAUGAGCGUUCAGUCUCUGAAUGGGGACUCGUACCCGGCGCCGCAGGUGGGCGCUAACAUACAGUCACAGGUGGAUACACUUCGCCAUGUUAUCAGUCAGGCAGGAGGAUACACUGACGCUCUCGCUGCCACUCAGCUCUACAGUCCACAAGGCAUCAACGCGAACGGAGUUUGGCAGGACGCACCGACUCCAUCGUCUGUAACUUCACCUACAGAAGGACCAGGAAGUGUUCAGUCUGACACGUCUAACUAAAACAUACACACACACACACACACACACACACACACACACACACACACACACACACACACUCUCUCUACACACCAUCACACCACCUCUCUCUCUCUCUCUCUCUCACUUUCUCUCUCUCUCUCUCGCUUUCUCUUUCUCUUACCAUAGCAGAACAGUUGGAAUUUAAAAAAAAAAGGAGAAAAAAAAGAAGAAAGAAAAACGUACAGAUGUUUUUUUUUCCUCGUCUCGGAGCGAAUCCGAACGAAUCCUGAUCACAGACCCCUUAUCGUUCAUUUUUAUUUCUUUAUUCUACCUCUGAGAGAGAAAAAAAAACACAAACAGUUCAUACGAAAUGAAACAGAGCAAUCUUCUGUUGUGUCCCAGUGGAAAUGUUUUUAUUUAUCGCUACGUCGCGUCGUUCCGCUUCACUUCUCUGUCGCUUGCAUACGGAAUGUUACUGAUUUCCAUGUUUAAAGAGAAAUGUGAAGAAACAGAAUCCUUGUUUUUUUUUUUGUUUUCUUUCUAAAUACUGAUUAUGUAAUUUAUAUAUAACGGAUUUGUGAAUAUAUUUUAUGCCCCUGAGAAAAACGAUCAAAUUUAAUCCCCUCUUAAUCGUUCGCUUUAAUAACUCCAUCAGAUUAAAGCUCUGGUUUGUCGUCGUCGUUGUUGUCUGUGGAGAUCUGGGUUCUUUAUUCGCCACCAAAUGACUCGGAAGCGAUGUGUUAUGAUUCUCUGAGUCUGAGCUGCGACUGAAUAAAAGAUCGUGAAUAUUUAAUGAGCGUGAGUGGCGUCGUCCAAUCACAGAGCGACGGGUCAGAUCCUCAUAUAUAAUGAAUGAUGCUUAUUAAUGAGGACAGCACAGAAGUCUGAAGAAGACAUUUAUUUCCCUUUCUUUCUUUAUUCUUGCGCUGCAGGAGACAUUAAAUAAAUGGCCUAAGAUCGAGUAGCUACUCGGGUAAAACAGCUGAAAUCCUACAAAGAAAUAAUCAGAAUAAAAAAGGGAAUUCUUCGUUAGCUCGAUGCGAUGUGACGUGACGAAGAAGGGUUACUAUAGCGACCGAGGAAGGUUCGAUGUUAGCUUCCUUUGUCGAAAUGAGAUCGAGCGAAGGACUGGCCGCGCUGCCGGAGUUCGCUCGCUACGUAACACAAAAAUAUAAAAUUAUCGACAAAUAAAAGCUUAAUGUGUACGAAGAACAGUUGCUAGGGGAUAAAACUCAACACCACACGUGACAUAAGAGUCGUUCUCUUGUUUUAAUAGUUUACUCUCAGCUGUCUGUCUGUCUGUCUGUCCGUCUGUCGCUAUCUGUGGCUCUGGGAUCAAAGUGAAAUAAAGACAUUUAAAGACAAUGAAGACAGAUUUCGACUUAAGGAUGUGACGUCAUUUUACUACAUAAAUGUUGUAAAAACGUUGCCGAAGCGUUCGCACCUGAUCCCGAGUCACUGAGCAGCGGCGCGUUUCCGUGGUGCAGAAAAACAAAAGAAUUUUAUUUUGAAGUCUUUGUGAAUCCUGGACGCUCCUCAUCCUCAGAUCACGAGAUGAAAUCUGACCCAUUCAGUCGUUUCUCUUUUGUUUUAACACAAAUAACACAAA
This is a messenger RNA of Tachysurus fulvidraco (yellow catfish), 2696 nucleotides long. It is a transcript of the gene pbx1a, whose product is annotated as pre-B-cell leukemia homeobox 1a. The transcript is spliced from 8 exons. The record is from RefSeq and is a predicted model, not a curated record. Gene Ontology annotation, molecular function: RNA polymerase II cis-regulatory region sequence-specific DNA binding; DNA-binding transcription factor activity, RNA polymerase II-specific. Gene Ontology annotation, cellular component: nucleus. Gene Ontology annotation, biological process: embryonic organ development; neuron development; regulation of transcription by RNA polymerase II. The coding region runs from base 47 to 1126 and encodes 359 amino acids. NCBI's taxonomy places the organism in Eukaryota, Metazoa, Chordata, Actinopteri, Siluriformes, Bagridae.